Messenger RNA from Perkinsus marinus ATCC 50983, 1174 nucleotides. RefSeq lists its product as hypothetical. The transcript has 9 exons. The record is from RefSeq and is a predicted model, not a curated record. Bases 1 to 1014 code for a protein of 337 amino acids. NCBI's taxonomy places the organism in Eukaryota, Perkinsozoa, Perkinsida, Perkinsidae.
AUGCCGUACGAGUCCGCGGGUUCUGUUGCGAGUGGCCUGAUGGAUGCGCCCCAUCCCAACGUGGGCGAUCGUUUCAUGUCAGGAGGUGCUGCUGCGGCUAAUACGUUUACGAUGCGCUCCAACUGUUCGAGGGUGUAUAACAGUGUUGGCUCGAUUGACGAGGCUGAGCUCCGGCAGAAGAUAGAAGAUUCUUUACGGGCUCAAGGACUGUUCGUCAGUCCCGUCCGGGAGAAGCAGCUUUUACGGAGUGUCGGUGCUCGAGUGCUGAAUAAGAGGGCUGCCAUGGAGAACGCUGCAGCUUGUGGUUUCAACAGUCCCUCGAUGAUAGGGUCCACUAUGUUGGCCAACCCAGCCAUGUUUGAUGUCCAUGAUACCAGUGUGGGACAGUUCAAUUCAGGUCAACAGCUCGUGGAACCUCUCCUUCCUGGAUCUCGUCUGCCCAGUAUGGUCGGCCCGACUCCGGUACCAUCAUCAGCCUUCGACGGGACCCCUCAUGGUCUGAAUCGUCUGAUGGCGCAUAAGACCGGCCAGCCUAGCUUCACGAGGCUGCAUAGCCAGAUGUUUCUGCAGCCGCCGCAAGCUACUGGUGGGCCUACGCAGCCGCAUGAACUGCUGUCCAGCGAUAAUUCCAUACCGCAUCCUGGACCGACCAUGCUACCGUGCGGUGGGGAAGAUAUGUCGUCUCCACAAGUGUCCGCGAUAGACUUGCCGUUUAUGGUCCCUGUAGAAGAGGGCGCCACGGAAUCAGUUGUAGGCGAGGAAGACGGACCCAGCCCUCCACGGAAUACCCCCAUCGAUCAUGAUGACAGUGAGAAGUAUUUCUAUACCCUCAACCGAAUCAUCGUAUCAAGGUCUUCAGAGAGCUCCUUAGUGCUGAUGAAUAUGCCUAGCAUCUGGUCCAUCGAGACGGACGAUGAUUGUGAGGCUUUCCUUGCGUAUUGUGAUUGUUUGACCGCUGGGUUGGAAAGAGUUCUUCUUGUUGCUGGCGGCAGAGAUACUCUGCUCGAUUUUUGAUAUACCAUGCGUGUCUAAUGCUACUGCUAUCUAUCCAUUAUCUCUUUCGAGUCGGAAGCUACUUCACAAGGCUCAGGAUUUUGGAGGAAUCUGAGCACAAUGGUGUUGUGGUGGGAAAAGUCAUCACUACUGCGUCCCUGCAAGUGAUAUCAUCAACACA